UACAAUUUACCACCUUGUCUGAAUCGAUCCGUGACCGACUCGCCCAUCUACAUAUCCAAUUUCUAACACUAACCGUUGGUAGUAGUGUCAUCGUGGCUUUGAUUGGAUAGUAACCAGGAUUUUUGUGAGAUUUGUUUAUGACAGUUUUCGGUUGUAACAGUAUAACUUUAGACCGUCCCCUCACCCAUACCCGGGCGCGAACCAGGGACCCUCUGCACACAUCAACAACAGUCACCCAAGAAGCAUCGUUACCCAUCGCUCCACAAAAGCCGCGGCCCUUGCAGAGCAAGGGGAACUACUACUUCAAGGUCUCAGAGCACGUGACGUCACCGAUUGCGCGAUAGCCGAUAGUCACCGAUAGCGCGUACCACCGCUAAAUACGCUUUCAGUUUCGCAUCCGUUACACUGUGGAGCAUGUGAAAAAUCGGAGUCACUUCUGCCUCAACCACAAAACGUUGAGGUGGUCUCUUACAACAUGGAUGCCAUAGUUAAGUGGGACGCUCCCCUUACUUCACUGAAAGACCUUACCUACACAGCUGAAUACACAAUGCCUUCAACUGACUUCUUCUACACCGUAUGUAAUGCCACCAAAGAGCACAGGUGUGACUUCGGUAAACUUCCCAGUUGCCAUGGAAAUUAUAAAUUCAGAGUGAGGAUAGAGUUAGAGGGAAAUACCUCCAGUUGGGCGGAAACCCCAAACUUCUCCCUUAAGAAAGGAACCAUAUUUGGUCCUCCAAACGUAACCUUGGUCACCAAGGGAGGAGCUAUAGGAGCUGUGGAGGUGAACAUUCAGAAUCCGGUGCUAAAGAUCUCAUCACUAAAAGAAGCAUACAGCAAAGUGGAAUACAAUAUCAGAUACUGGAAGAAGACUGACAAGAAGGAUGUGCCUGAGAGAGCGUUGGUGACUCAGCAACAUGUUAACCUGAAGCCACUGGAGCCCAACACCAGAUACUGCGUUCAGGUCCAGGUGUACAUACCAAUGCCGCACAACAAUACGGGGCAGUACAGCAAGGCUGUGUGUGUGAUGAGCACCACAAACAACACAACCACAGAUGGGGAGCGAAGGUUGUCUGAGGGCCUGGUGGUCAGUUUGGUGACGGUAGCUGUGGCUUUUCCACUACUACUCCUAGUCCCCUGGGUCAUCUACAAAGGGAAAAGGUUUCUCCAUCCCAAGGUUAAGCUGCCUGAGCAUUUGAAACAGCACCUGAUUGAUUCUCAUCAAUACCCUUACCUGGCCUCGCAGAUCAUCUCUCCUCUACAAGAGAAGUAUGAUCAGAUCAGCGCUCUGUGUGAGGAAAAUCCAUACAAUGUGCUGACUGACAUACCAGAGGACAACCUUUACCAUGUGGAUAGUGGGGUCUCUGUGGAGAUGCCUAAAUACUACAAUGCUGUUGCUGAAAAUGCCAAUUUUGACAUGCCCUACAAGAAUAUCUAACAAUGGUAUCAAGACAUGAGCUACUGUAAUCAUUCUGUAUAUGGGCAUAUGGAAUCUGAGUAUAACAGGUAGUCAUGAUGGAUUGCAAGCCAUUAACAUUAGCGUGCCCAUUAGGGGCUGAGGCCCCUACCCUUCAACAUAAAUAUUUUAACUUUUAAGUGUUUUUCCUCUUAAAUUUUCCUGCUUACAAAACCGUAUUCAACUUCACACUUUUUAGUAGCUUUUUUUACAUACUUUAUAUAUAUACAUACUACCAGUCAAAAGUUUGGACAUACCUACUUAUUCAAGGGUUUUUCUUUAUUGUUAAUAUUUUCUACAUUU
Messenger RNA from Oncorhynchus kisutch (coho salmon), 1756 nucleotides. Its product is annotated as interleukin-10 receptor subunit beta. The transcript has 7 exons. Gene Ontology annotation, cellular component: plasma membrane. Bases 476 to 1435 code for a protein of 319 amino acids. NCBI's taxonomy places the organism in Eukaryota, Metazoa, Chordata, Actinopteri, Salmoniformes, Salmonidae. The record is from RefSeq and is a predicted model, not a curated record. Gene Ontology annotation, molecular function: protein binding; cytokine receptor activity. Gene Ontology annotation, biological process: cytokine-mediated signaling pathway.